This is a messenger RNA of Chenopodium quinoa (quinoa), 1565 nucleotides long. Its product is annotated as ribokinase-like. Gene Ontology annotation, molecular function: kinase activity. The transcript is spliced from 13 exons. The record is from RefSeq and is a predicted model, not a curated record. Bases 170 to 1390 code for a protein of 406 amino acids. NCBI's taxonomy places the organism in Eukaryota, Viridiplantae, Streptophyta, Magnoliopsida, Caryophyllales, Amaranthaceae.
ACAAAUUUCGAUAAUUGACAACAACAAAAAAAUGUGGCUAAACUAGCAUUUUCUCCCUUGGCUCUUUUCAUUGCAAUCUUCUUGCACAAUAAUUUAUUGCAACUGGCAGAAAAAUUCUCUCUUUUUCUCUGCCUGUCUAACAACUCCCAAAACAAAAAAUCCAGCAAAAAUGUUAACUUAUUUCACAAAUUCAGUUCCCAACACUUCACUCAGAAUCCCCCACUUUCUCUCUCCUCAAGCUCCCACCUCCAAUCCCAGGGCAAAAAUGAUGUCUUCUUCUUUACCAGAGAAUCGCAUUGUUCUGGGUUGUGGAGGUGUAGUUGUGGACUUGUUAGCUGCUGUUGCAAGCUAUCCUAAGCCAGAUGACAAGAUUAGAAGCACCAGUUUUCAGGUUCAAGGAGGUGGUAAUGCUGGAAAUGCCUUGACAUGUGCUGCUCGGCUGGGAUUACAUACAAGGCUAAUAUCCAAGGUUGCUGAUGAUGCUCAAGGUAGAGGAAUACUUGAAGAGCUUGAAGCUGAUGGUGUUGAUACUUCUUUCUUUGUUGUCUCCCCAGAGGGUAAUUCACCAUUUACCUAUAUCAUUGUCGACAAUGAAACGAAGACUCGCACGUGCAUUCAUACUCCUGGGUACCCCCCAUUGGUACCAGAAGAACUCUCCCGGUCAAAAUUAGAAUCUGCUAUAGAUGGAGCAGGGCUUGUAUAUUUUGAUGUUAGGCUGCAUGAAACUGCUUUAGUAGUUGCAAAAGAGGCAACUAGUAGAAAUAUUCCUAUUCUAGUAGAUGCAGAAAAGAAAAGAGAUGGGCUGGACGAGCUUUUGAGUUUUGCCACUUAUGUGGUGUGCACUGCGAAAUUUCCACAGGUAUGGACAGAAGCUUCUUCUGUACCAACAGCCCUUCUUUCCAUGCUGUUGAAAUUACCUAAAGUUAAGUUUGUGAUUGUGACUCUUGGUGAAGAUGGAUGUAUCAUGCUUGAAAGAAGUCACAACAAAGCUUCAAAUUCAGAGGAAAUGUGUAUUGACGAAGUUUUUGAAUCUCUGAAGCAAAAGGCACCCAAUGACGAUUCCAAGCCAACAUGUGUUUCAUCGUCUGUGGUCACAUUGAAAGCAGAUGGGAUUGGGACACUAUGUGGGAGGCUACACGUGGGGACAGCUGAAAAGAUUCCACCCUCCGAACUCGUUGAUACAACGGGCGCUGGAGAUGCAUUUAUUGGAGCAGUUCUUUAUGCUUCAUGUGUGAAGUUGCCUCCAGAGAGGAUGUUGCCGUUUGCUUCGCAAGUGGCUGCCUGUAGCUGUAGAGCAUUGGGAGCUCGGUCAGGUCUUCCCCGUCACUCAGAUACUCGUCUUGCACCAUUUUUACACGAGGGUUCAGAAAUUGCUGGUCUGGUGCCAUGAAUGUAUAUACCUUAUUACCUUACAAGAAAAUGUGCAUUUCCACCCUGUAUUAUUUUGUAACUUGCCCCAACUUGGCAUUUCCACCCUGUAUAACUAUGUUGUAACUUGCCCCAAAUUGGCAUUUCUAAUUACUGACUUCUAUUAAUGCAUCGGCUGAUUUUGUAUGGUGAUCAUC